Molecule: messenger RNA, 1089 nt
Organism: Lathyrus oleraceus (garden pea)
Lineage: Eukaryota; Viridiplantae; Streptophyta; Magnoliopsida; Fabales; Fabaceae
Exons: 2
Coding region: 1-1089 (362 amino acids)
Source: RefSeq, a predicted model, not a curated record
AUGUCUGCCCCUACUAUUCCCUCUGAACCUCCUUUGGUUUCCUCUAUUUCUCUCCCAACACCUAUCUACACCUCCUCUGAAACCCCACCUUCUACAACCAGAACCUCACAACCUUUACCCAAAUUUAAUCUUGCCCAUACAUCACUACCUCUAUCCGAAGCUGAAGAACUUAAUCAAACCACUUCUUCAUCUUCAGCUCCAGAAUCACCUCCUUACCUUAUCCUCUCCUCUGACCCAGAACCUUCUGACCCCGCUUCUUCCACUCUAGCCCACCUUUAUUCUCUAAACCAAAACACUCAACAACCAACACAACCUCCACCUGAAGCCCUACUUUUGAAUGAACCCAUCUCACCUCCCUCUUCAACUACCUCAUCACCACCUUACUAUGACUUGUCCUCUGAAUCUGACCAGGCAGAAACCAUUUAUCCUCCAUCUCUAACAUUGGCCCAACUCCAAGACAUCACACUAUCUAACCAACCCCCAUCUGCAUCACAAACCUCAAUGCCUUCCCCAUCUGAACAUCCAACAGAACCACAAUCUGAACCUCAAACAGUAUCACAAUCUAAACUUCCCACUAAACCUGCAUCUGAACCCCCUAUUACACAAACCUCUGACCCUCACACUGAAACCACCCUCACCUUAUCAGAAACCAUUCAUCCAUCAUCUGCACCCGAACCAACCUUUCCUACCCUGGAAGAGUUAGUUGCUUUAUUUUAUGAAUCGUUAAUUGCGAAGCUCAGAACGUUGUUUGAACAAUCCAGCCUAAGUGAUAAUCCCUCUGAAGUGAGGAAUCACUGGAAUGGAUUUCUCAGAUGGAUGACAUCUGAGGUCUUCAAGUUGAAAGGACUCUCUGAGCAAGUCAUAAAUGACUAUAUCAGAGAGGCUGAGGAGAGGCUAGAGGCUCGUCUGGCUAGAGAAGCUGAAGAGAAAGCACGCCUGGAAGCUGAAGAGCAGGAGAGAAAGGAAGCCAAAGCAAAAGCUUCAGUUGAGGCUACUGCUGCUACUGAAGCCAAAGCCAAAGCCAAAGCCAAGGCUGACACUGAAGAAGCAACACACAUUGAUGUAGAAGAAGAUGUUAAGGCUAAAUAA